AUGUCAAAAGAGAUAGUAGUUGUGAUACCUAUGGAAGAUGGUGAUCCAUUAGGUGCUGUACCUAAUGAUAAACUUGUAAUCGUCAAGAUACAACAGGGUACUCUAGCAGAUGGAAAGCUUAAGGUGGGUGAUCAAAUUCUUAAGGUAAACGAUACGAUAGUACGUGACACGGAUCACUUUUAUCAGUUACUUCGUUUUGCUCCACCGGUUGCGUCAAUUAUUCUGGUACGUGAUGCAAAGAAAGCAGCUGAAUUAGAAGCUAAAGUUCAUAUACCACCUGAACGAGCCAGAUUAAUCAUACGUCGCGAUGGAUACACUUAUUUUGUUGCUCGAAUUGACUGGAAACCUGGUGGUCCUAAGCUUGGUCUUGGUAUUAAGCACUACCAGAAUCGUGUAUUAGUAUCGCGUGCGGAUCAGAAUUCGCUUGCUGCACAGCAAUUGCUGAUCGGUGAUCAUAUCAUCGAUAUUGAUGGACGUCCAGUAACUGAUAAAGAUGUAUGCCGUGAGCUGCUCCUCAAAAGUCUUCAAUCACAACGUUUUGUUACCAUGGUUAUUGAGCGUCCGGAGACAAUGGAAGCACGACAUUGGGUUCAGAGUGCACUUGCCGCAUCUGCGGCACAGGCUCCAUCUGUUGCAAUGAAUAGUGACGUACGUGAAAUAGCGGCUCGAGAGAGACAGAAAUUAAAGAAGGCUAUACCGCCAAAGAAGAGUUGCAUGCGAAAAUCAACGACCCCUGGUAAACCGAUUACAAUUAAUGAAAAUAAACCAUCAGAAUUUAUUAUUGCAAGUGAUAAUGAAGGUAAAAUGCUUCGUCAUGUUAGACGAUAA
Messenger RNA from Brugia malayi, 828 nucleotides. Its product is annotated as PDZ domain containing protein. The transcript is spliced from 4 exons. The record is from RefSeq and is a predicted model, not a curated record. Lineage: Eukaryota; Metazoa; Nematoda; Chromadorea; Rhabditida; Onchocercidae. Bases 1 to 828 code for a protein of 275 amino acids. Gene Ontology annotation, molecular function: protein binding.